Molecule: messenger RNA, 2040 nt
Organism: Rhizoctonia solani
Lineage: Eukaryota; Fungi; Basidiomycota; Agaricomycetes; Cantharellales; Ceratobasidiaceae
Product: ubiquitin-conjugating enzyme
Exons: 23
Coding region: 1-2040 (679 amino acids)
Molecular function (GO): zinc ion binding
Source: RefSeq, a predicted model, not a curated record
AUGGUUCCGGAUAGCAUGUUUACAGCGGGCCCCAUCUCGGAGGAUAACUUUUUCGAAUGGGAGGCAUUAAUCAACGGCCCUAAGGACACACCCUAUGAAGGAGGCGUGUUUGUUGCGAAGCUAGAGUUUCCUAGUGAUUACCCUUUGAAUCCGUUCAAGAUGAAAUUUGACCCGCCCCUGCUUCAUCCGAAUGUUUACGCCGACGGGAAUGUUUGUAUUUCAAUACUACAUUCCCCGGGAGACGAUCCGAAUAUGUAUGAGCUCGCAUCGGAACGCUGGAGUCCGGUACAGAGCGUGGAAAAAGUGCUCCUAAGUGUAAUAUCUAUGCUCGCAGAACCGAACCUUGAGAGCGGGGCAAACGUCGAUUGUUGUAAACUCUACCGAGAGAACAAGGCAGAAUUCGAGCGGCAGAAGUCCAGCCUCCAGAAGACCCCCGUCGAAGUUGCUAUACAGCAGGUACUAGAUGUUAUCCCCAAUGUCGACAAGUCUCAUCUGCAGUCGUUGGUUGCUCAUUACAUGGCCAGUGGCUCCGAAGAUGUUAGCACGGUGAUCAUCUCUCACUUGUUGGAACAUCCAGAUUAUCCCAAGGCUGGCAAGCGUAAGAGCGAAGCUGUUGUAACCUCGAUUCCCAAGCGGCCAAAAAUCGAUUACAUGGCUGAUGAUAGGGAGGCAAUCACGGAUACAGCCUAUAUUUCUGUGGCGUUGGACCACCUGCUUCGAGUGGAUUUUCCAACCAUACCUAAAGAUUACGUGAAAAAAGCAUUUUUUAACAACAAGGCACAUUAUGCUCCUACUUUCAUCGUACUGAAAGAAGAUAUCAAGGAUGGCUCCAAAUUUCUCGUAAAGAAAUCUUCUAAACGUACCGAAAAAUCUCGUGGAAAAGGCAAGGCGCCUCCAAAGAGCGAGGACUUUGACGCCGAGCGCAUUUGGUUGCUCGGUUACCUUGACGAAAAAGCCGAGCUUGAAGAAUGCGAACAGAAUGGAACUGGCCUUGAAUGCGGAUGCUGCUUUGGGGACUAUCCAUUUUCUUGGAUGAUCCAAUGUCCUGACGCGCACCUGUUCUGCCGGGACUGUGCUCGCCGGUCGGCUGAAGAGUGUAUUGGGAACAGGAAAACCGAGUUGUUAUGCAUGGACCAGUCUGGGUGUAAACAGGCGUUUGCGGAAAGUGAGAUCCAACGGUUCUUGUCUGACAAGUCACUCGAGUUAUGGCAUCGAAUUAAGCAAGAAAAAGAGAUUGAGCUGGCUCAAAUUGACGGACUGGAAAGCUGCCCCUUUUGCUCGUAUGCAGUUGUGAUUGAGAAUGAAGAAGAGCGGCUAUUCCGAUGCGAGAACAGUUCUUGUGGUAUUGUUAGUUGCCGCAAGUGCAAGAAAGAGGAUCAUUUACCAAAGUCAUGCGAAGAGGCCGAAAAAGACAAGGCCUUGGACGGGAGACAUUCUAUUGAAGAAGCCAUGACCAAAGCAUUGAUGCGUAACUGUCCCAAGUGCAAUCAGAAUUUCGUGAAGGAGUCUGGUUGCAACAAAAUGACCUGUCCUGGGUGUAGAUCUCUGGUUUGCUAUGUCUGUCGUAAGAUUAUCCAGGGUUAUGAUCACUUUGAUCAAACUCCACAGGGAGUACCCCGGAACGCGAGUUCUAAAAAGUGCCCACUCUGGGAAUCGGUUGAGCAAAGGCAUGCUGACGAUGUCAAAAAAGCUGCCGAAGUCGCACAGGAAGAAUACCGGAGACUGAACCCCGAUAUUCGAGAAGAGGAUAUCGCGGUUGAUUUACCUCAAGCACCCCCGCCUCCGCCGCCACUACCUCAACUUCGUGCUGGACUUGCACCCCCACUUCGGAACUUAGCUAUGCCUAUGCUCCCAGCUGGAGGAGUAUAUGACCCAUAUCAACAACGCUUGUUUAUGGGCCCACAGGCGGGUCAUCGUGGAUUGGAUGGGAACCUCAUGGCUGCAAACGCACAACUUGAUAAUUUGCGCCGACUCUUAGAAGAGCGAAAUCAGGCACCUCUUGCUCCCCCACCAGCACCACCGCGGAGAGGCCGUCGUUGA